GGAAAAAGUAGUAAAUAAAGGGUUGCUUUCCUGUAUGAUCUAUGUCCAUGGAUCCAGUUAUAAUAUUUCUAACAUUAAUAAGUGAUGAAUAUGUGAUGAAAAUAAUCAAGAUGUGAGCUGCUUCCCUAUUAAUACUGCACAUGUCAAGAUAGAGCAAAUUCCAAUGAGAAAAAUCAAUCUGUUUUUAUUUAUUUCUGAAGUCUUAUCAAUAAAGGCCUCACUUAUGGGUAAAGUGUCGGAUGCUGUUCUGCAUAGAAGAUAAAAUCUGAGCAAACGUUCCAUAAUGAAUUGGCUGGCAUGCAAUUCAAACUGUAUUAUAUGUUAAUAUUUUUUUAAGAAUCAAAAAGAAUAAGGAUAUUGAAUGUCAAAAACUUGUUCAUCAGAUUUUUUGCAAAUCAGUUCAGAUUAAUAAUAUGUCAAAUCAGGAGUUUUAAUUUAGGAUAGCACACAAAAGUUGUCAUAUAUUUGUCAAUGCAAUUAUUCUUAACUGCAUUUACUAUUAUUAUUCCUUUUUAUUACUACGAUGGAGAAACGACUAUUUCGAGAUAUCUUGUUGCCACUGGAAGAAAUUGCUCUUAAGAGAGUGGUUGUCAGUCUGUGCAUCGAUACAUUAAAUUCAAAUUGGAGUCUUCUAGACAAUUUUGACCUUGUUGCAGAUGAGAUUAGCGACAAAGUUUCAAAAAUUUUGCCGGCGUCACUAAAGGAGCGAAUGAUUCCUUUUGUCAGGGUCAUUGGCUCCGAAAUAUUACAUUGGCAAACAUACCAUGAAAAUAUUUUACCUGAUAAACAUGAUGAUUUCAGUUUCCAUUCUUUAAAACACUUACACUGGACCUGUAUGGGCACUAUAGAUUAUCGGAAAACAGCAGAAAAACUGAUUGUUCUUAAAAUGUUUGAUGUCACAAAACGCUACGAAUUAGCAUGUUUAUAUUGCCUUGAAGAUUAUAUUCCACUUCUCUGGGAAGAAGUCUCUGAAGAGUAUAAAAAGCAUUUGAAAGAACAAUUUUAUUUUUCUGUAGAGUUGCAGUUGAGAUAUUAUUGGGCUUACCUUCUGAAAGGAGAAGAAUAUAAAUUCAGUUGUAUCUUUAAGACUCGAUUACCGGAAGAGUUAUCCUUUUAUCAGUUUGCAUUCAAGCAGCUGGCUGUCCAAGGCAAUAAAGCAGCGGCUAGAUAUUUUUUUCAAAAACUUUCUAACAGAGAACGAGAGUCUUCUUUAUAUUUUACUAUCUGUUCUGUUUUAAAUAAACGGUUUAGAUAUUUAUCUGAAACAAAGCCUUUUGACUUUCCGAAACAGAGUCUCUCUGAUGUCUUAUUUUAUUUGUUGUCCUUGAUGAAUCUCGAGCAGCAGAUGCUGGCAUUAAAAAAAUGUCCUUGCACCAUUUUAGCAAGCUGUCUAGAUUGGCCAUUGAAUGAUCUUUUCUUGGAAGUCGCUAAUGUUAUCUGGACCUUUCUUCCUAAAAUUAUGUAUGAAGAUUUGCUAAGUUGUAUGCUUCAGGUCAUUAGAACUUCAGGUUACUAUAAUCCGAAAUUGUUUCAGGAAUUUUUUCUGAAGAGUCCUGGCAGUUUCAGAGAAGUAUUUGUAAACAGAGAAUGUGCGUUUUAUGGUUAUUUCAUGCCAGAAUUUUUCCAUAUGCAAGAUUCUGAAACUAUCAAAGUAAUUUUCAGAAAUAUACAGGCUGCUGACCGAGUAAAACUUGUCUUUUGUCAACGUGUUUUUAGUCUUUUGUGCGAUUCCAUCUCCCAAGGCGAAUGGCAUAUCGUUGAAGUGUGUAUUCGAGAAGCCAUGCUAUCCAAAGAAGACGGGCAAAGACUAAAGACGGAUGUUUUAGAAUACAUGACAAAAAAUCACAGAGAACUGGGAGUCGAAGAGAGAACUCAUAAACGGAAAAGGUUCUGUGAAUUCUUCGAUGACCCCUGUACGAAUGCUGAUGGUGAGGAAAGCUCGAAAGAUGAGACACUUACUGAUGUUAAAAAACUCUCAACUGAUGAGGAAAAGAAUGUUCCUCCAAAGAACUGAAUAGGAAGGUGUGCGUUACUUCUUACAUUAAAUGAAAUAUAAAGAAUCAACCCGAAAUUAUAUUAAGUUUUAUUACAAGCCCAGUGUAGUUUUUUUUUUUUUUUAAGCAUGUAUUGCUUAGAAAUUAGAUCUUUAUGAAAUGCUCCCUUAUGAACAUAAAAAAUAAAAAAAAAAUCCGAUUUUUUUUUUUAUAUAUAUAUAUUAAAAACUUUCUUGUAAUUUCUUUUAUUAAAAACUUUUCUGUUCCAGAGCAAAAAUUUGUUAAAUAAUAAAUUAAAUUAUUUAAAAUUACUUUUUAAAAAAAUGUAAGUAAUUUAAAUAUACAUCGCAAUAUUAUAUACUGUUUAGAAAAUUUAGACACUUCUCAUUGUAAGCAGAGAUGCAUUGUCUAAUUGAUCAUUUUCAUUUGUUUAAAGAGAUGCAAUUUUUAGUAAAAUAAUUGCUCCCUUUUUUUUAUUUGUUAUUUAUUCUAUUUCUUAUGUAUUUAGUCUUUAAGACUCGAUUACCGGAAGAGUUAUCCUUUUAUCAGUAUGCAUUCAAGCAGCUGGCUGUCCAAGGCAAUAAAGCAGCGGCUAGAUAUUUUUUUCAAAAACUUUCUAACAGAGAACGAGAGUCUUCUUUAUAUUUUACUAUCUGUUCUGUUUUAAAUAAACGGUUUAGAUAUUUAUCUGAAACAAAGCUUUUUGACUUUCCGAAACAGAAUCUCUCUGAUGUCUUAUUUUAUUUGUUGUCCUUGAUGAAUCUCGAGCAGCAGAUGCUGGCAUUAAAAAAAUGUCCUUGCACCAUUUUAGCAAGCUGUCUAGAUUGGCCAUUGAAUAAUCUUUUCUUGGAAGUCGCUGAUGUUAUCUGGACCUUUCUUCCUAAAAUUAUGUAUGAAGAUUUGCUAAGUUGUAUGCUUCAGGUCAUUAGAACUUCAGGUUACUAUAAUCCGAAAUUGUUUCAGGAAUUUUUUCUGAAGAGUCCUGGCAGUUUCAGAGAAGUAUUUGUAAACAGAGAAUGUGCGUUUUAUGGUUAUUUCAUGCCAGAAUUUUUCCAUAUGCAAGAUUCUGAAACUAUCAAAGUAAUUUUCAGAAAUAUACAGGCUGCUGACCGAGUAAAACUUGUCUUUUGUCAGCGUGUUUUUAGUCUUUUGUGCGAUUCCAUCUCCCAAGGCGAAUGGCCUAUCGUUGAAGUGUGUAUUCGAGAAGCCAUGCUAUCCAAAGAAGACGGGCAAAGACUAAAGACGGAUGUUUUAGAAUACAUGACAAAAAAUCACAGAGAACUGGGAGUCGAAGAGAGAACUCAUAAACUGAAAAGGUUCUGUGAAUUCUUCGAUGACCCCUGUACGAAUGCUGAUGGUGAGGAAAGCUCGAAAGAUGAGACACUUACUGAUGUUAAAAAACUCUCAACUGAUGAGGAAAAGAAUGUUCCUCCAAAGAACUGAAUAGGAAGGUGUGCGUUACUUCUUACAUUAAUGAAAUAUGAAGAAUCAACCCGAAAUUAUAUUAAGUUUUAUUACAAGCCCGGUGUAGUUUUUUUUUUUUUUUUUUUUUUUUUAAGCAUGUAUUGCUUAGAAAUUAGAUCUUUAUGAAAUGCUCCCUUAUGAACAUAAAAAAAAAAAUCCGAUUUUAUUUUUAUUUUUUUUAUAUUAAAAACUUUCUUGUAAUUUCUUUUAUUAAAAACUUUUCUGUUCCAGAGCAAAAAUUUGUUAAAUAAUAAAUUAAAUUAUUUAAAAUUACUUUUUAAAAAAAUGUAAGUAAUUUAAAUAUACAUCGCAAUAUUAUAUACUGUUUAGAAAAUUUAGACACUUCUCAUUGUAAGCAGAGAUGCAUUGUCUAAUUGAUCAUUUUCAUUUGUUUAAAGAGAUGCAAUUUUUAGUAAAAUAAUUGCUCCUUUUUUUUUUAUUUGUUAUUUAUUCUAUUUCUUAUGUAUUAUAAUUUAAAAGUAAGUUCCUUGCUGCAUUGAAAAUUUUACCUAAGCUUUUAGCGGAAUAUGGUGCAAUUGAAAACUGAAAAAUUGGAUAUAAUACUAUUAGUGUAAUGUAAGCAAAAGAAGAAAAAAAUGUAUCAAUCACUUUAUUUGGGCAAUUUUUUUUUUUUUUUUUUAAUCUUAUAGAAAAUAAAAAUAAAAUUGUAUGUGGCGAUUGAGAUGUGAAAUACUUUGUCUGUUAUAUUAAAGAUUUGUUUUCAGACUAUAAAGUUUUCUUUUUUUUAUCAUUAGUUUAAUUGCGUUUAUUAAAAGGAAAAGAAAGUCAGUCACCAUCCCUGAAAUCAGCAAUCAAAAAAUGCAUUUUUAGAAUUCUUAUCUACCUGAAUGUGAGAAAUAAAAUAAUUUCAAAACACAAAAAACUCGAUAGAUAAAUUUUCACAGAUUUAGAACCUAAACUAGAAGCAAAGAGAUCAAAAGUUGCUUUGAAUCAAAACUUGAUAUAGAUAUAGUAGUUGGAAAUUUUGUAUAAGAUCCGUAAAUGAGCUGACCGUCUGUGCAUACGCAUGAAUGUAACCGUGAUAAAUAAAAAACGGAACAACUAAUUGAAUGAAGCUCGAUUUUUUUUUUUUUUUUUUUUUUUUGCUACUAAAGGUGUAAUUGGUUUGGUUUUUUUUUGGUAUAUUUAAAUUUUGGUUUCAGUCGAAUGAAAAAGGGGGGGGGGGUAAAAACAUGAACUCUUUUAUUUUGCUUCAUUUUGGGGCAGACUUAUGAAGUAAAAUAAUCUUCACUCGAUAAAAAGGAUUAAGAAACCUGCUAUAUUGCAAAAGAGAAAAAGUACGUUUUCUCUAGGAACCUCUAUCUCUGUAUCUCUAGAAGCAUAAAACCUGCACAGGAGUCUGAAAAUGAGGCCUAAGUGAUCAAGAAUAUACAACUGUACAGAAUUUCAAUUUCAGUAAAAAAUAGAAGCAAAUUGGGUUCAUUCUGAACAAAUAUAAAUUAUUUAUAUUCUCAACUAGUUAAUCUAGGAAGCAAUGCUUUGCACCUAAUUAAAAGCUGGACAGAAGCCUGCUUUUCAGUUGCAAGGACUUGAAAAAAACAAAAAAUAGUAAAAGAUUUAUUUAAAAGAGGAGGAGAUUUAUUAAUCAAUGAUUUGUUAAUUUAUAUACAUAUCUAUAGAAAUAAGCUGAUAAUAAAUUUUUUAGUUGAUUGACUGAACACAGUGCUACUUGAAGAAGAAAUUUUUAUGGUAAAAAUGAAUAAUUAUUUCAAAAAAG
Molecule: messenger RNA, 5196 nt
Organism: Argiope bruennichi
Lineage: Eukaryota; Metazoa; Arthropoda; Arachnida; Araneae; Araneidae
Exons: 3
Coding region: 524-2014 (496 amino acids)
Source: RefSeq, a predicted model, not a curated record